AAGCAGCAUUGUCUGGUUGAAAGUACCAUUCUAAUUUCUAUUGUAAUUCAAUCUCUGACUUCAAACAAAGCCUUCCUUUGCUCCCGGUCUUUGGUCUUCUGGGCGAAGCUUCUUAAGCUCCACAACGCGGUGGCUUCCGUCUGCCGGUGAUGGCCGACGACAAAGCGCCGAUCACGAUCGCCACCAGAGAUAGAGAACGAGAUAUAGAGCUUCUAAUUCCCGUCGCAGCCUCGCCUAAGGACGAUGCCUCUUGCAAACCCUCGUCAUCUUCAUCAUCCUCGCAACAGACUGGGCGCGAGACAUUUUACAGAGUCUUUAGGAGCUGGGCCUCAAAAAAGUUCAUGACCGGAUGUGUCAUUUUGUUUCCAAUUGCAAUAACUUUCUAUAUAACAUGGUGGUUUAUUCACUUUGUGGAUGGAUUUUUUUCUCCGAUUUAUGCUCAACUUGGAAUUGAUAUCUUUGGUCUUGGAUUUGCAACAUCUGUAACAUUCAUCUUCCUUGUUGGGGUGUUCAUGUCAUCAUGGUUGGGUGCUUCUGUUCUGGCCCUUGGAGAGUGGUUCAUCAAGCGCAUGCCAUUUGUUCGUCAUAUUUACAAUGCUUCUAAGCAGAUUAGUUCAGCUAUUUCACCAGAUCAAAACACCAAUGCCUUCAAGGAAGUUGCCAUCAUUAGGCACCCUCGUGUUGGUGAAUAUGCAUUUGGGUUCAUCACUUCAACUGUCACUCUUCAGAGCUAUUCUGGAGAGGAGGAGCUAUGUUGUGUAUAUGUUCCCACCAAUCAUCUUUACAUUGGUGAUGUUUUUCUAGUCAACUCUCAGGAUGUUACUAGACCAAAUUUAUCAGUUCGGGAAGGAAUUGAAAUCGUCGUGUCUGGAGGCAUGUCGAUGCCACAGAUAUUAUCCAUACUGGAUUCAGAUUUUCGACCAAUUGAUAGUAGAAGAUUGACUAGAAGCUGACUCUGAAGAGAUGUACCAUUGCUGGCUGCUAACAAUCAAUAUAAAAUCUUGGGGACACCAUUGGAGUUGUCGGAGACUCAGAGUAGUUACCGCCUUCAUUACCUUAGCCAUUGAACCGUACUUAUGGUACAAAUUUGAUUCUUGUAGUUGAAUUUAGUGUUAUAUCAUCAAAUGUUGGGUAGGGGUGAGAAUACUUGUUGAUCCAGGAUAGGAAUUGGGUGUGCAUUAGAAAUUUUAGCUUCAUAUUCUAAUUCAAUCGAGAAUGUAUACUUUCUUGUUGAUGAGUCACAUUGUUCAUCUGCAUCAGAUGUAUAUUUGAGGCUGUACAUAUUUUGCACCAACAUUUCUAUGCUUAACUUUUUGUUUUUUUUUUU
Molecule: messenger RNA, 1327 nt
Organism: Cucumis sativus (cucumber)
Lineage: Eukaryota; Viridiplantae; Streptophyta; Magnoliopsida; Cucurbitales; Cucurbitaceae
Product: protein LIKE COV 1
Exons: 7
Coding region: 150-953 (267 amino acids)
Biological process (GO): stem vascular tissue pattern formation
Cellular component (GO): Golgi apparatus
Source: RefSeq, a predicted model, not a curated record